Neomonachus schauinslandi (Hawaiian monk seal) is the source of this 3510-nucleotide messenger RNA. It is a transcript of the gene AGAP1, whose product is annotated as ArfGAP with GTPase domain, ankyrin repeat and PH domain 1. Bases 213 to 2384 code for a protein of 723 amino acids. The transcript has 17 exons. Gene Ontology annotation, cellular component: nucleus. Lineage: Eukaryota; Metazoa; Chordata; Mammalia; Carnivora; Phocidae. The record is from RefSeq and is a predicted model, not a curated record. Gene Ontology annotation, molecular function: protein binding; GTPase activator activity; GTPase activity.
AGCUCAAAGUGUCGUCCGAUUAUGUGUUUCAGGGGAUCGUGGGUAAUUUGGCCAGCGGCAAGUCGGCCCUGGUGCACCGGUAUCUGACCGGCACGUACGUCCAGGAGGAGUCUCCCGAAGGUGGCCGAUUCAAGAAAGAGAUCGUUGUUGAUGGACAGAGCUACCUGCUGCUGAUUAGAGAUGAAGGGGGCCCCCCAGAGGCGCAGUUUGCCAUGUGGGUGGACGCUGUGAUCUUUGUCUUCAGCUUAGAGGAUGAGAUAAGCUUCCAGACCGUUUACCACUACUACAAUCGGAUGGCCAACUACCGGAACACGAGCGAGAUCCCUCUGGUUCUGGUGGGGACCCAGGAUGCCAUAAGUUCCAGUAACCCACGGGUCAUCGACGACGCCAGGGCGCGGAAGCUCUCCAGCGACCUGAAGCGGUGUACCUACUAUGAGACGUGCGCCACCUACGGGCUGAACGUGGAGCGGGUCUUUCAGGACGUUGCCCAGAAGAUCGUGGCCACAAGGAAGAAGCAGCAGCUGUCCAUCGGGCCCUGCAAGUCGCUGCCCAACUCCCCCAGCCACUCGUCUGUGUGUUCUGCCCAGGUGUCCGCCGUUCACAUAAGCCAGACCAGUAACGGAGGCGGGAGCUUAAGCGACUACUCCUCCUCCGUCCCAUCGACGCCAAGCACCAGCCAGAAGGAGCUGCGAAUCGAUGUCCCUCCCACUGCCAACACGCCAACACCUGUCCGGAAGCAGUCCAAGCGCCGCUCCAACCUUUUCACUUCUCGGAAAGGGAGUGACCCAGACAAAGAGAAGAAAGGCCUGGAGAGCCGCGCGGACAGCAUUGGGAGCGGUCGAGCCAUCCCAAUUAAACAGGGCAUGCUGCUGAAGCGGAGCGGCAAAUCACUGAACAAGGAGUGGAAAAAGAAAUACGUCACCCUGUGUGACAAUGGCGUGCUGACGUACCACCCAAGUUUACAUGAUUACAUGCAGAACGUUCAUGGUAAAGAGAUUGAUCUUCUGAGAACCACUGUGAAAGUCCCAGGGAAGAGGCCACCCCGAGCCACGUCGGCCUGCGCGCCCAUCUCCAGCCCUAAAACUAACGGCCUGUCCAAGGACAUGAGCAGUUUACACAUCUCACCAAAUUCAGGGAAUGUCACUAGUGCGUCUGGGUCUCAGAUGGCCAGCGGCAUCAGCCUGGGCUCCUUCGGCAGCCGGCAGGACGGCAUGCAGCAGCGCUCCUACUCUGUCUCCAGUGCCGACCAGUGGAGUGAGGCUACGGUCAUUGCAAACUCGGCCAUCAGCAGUGACACGGGGCUGGGCGACUCCGUGUGCUCCAGCCCAAGUAUCUCCAGCACCACCAGCCCCAAGCUCGACCCGCCCCCCUCCCCUCACGCCAACAGAAAGAAGCACCGAAGGAAGAAAAGUACCAGCAACUUCAAGGCCGACGGGCUCUCCGGCACCGCUGAAGAACAAGAAGAAAACUUUGAGUUUAUCAUUGUGUCCCUCACUGGCCAGACGUGGCACUUUGAAGCCACCACAUAUGAAGAGCGAGAUGCGUGGGUCCAAGCCAUCGAGAGCCAGAUCCUAGCCAGCUUACAGUCGUGUGAGAGCAGCAAGAAUAAGUCCCGACUGACGAGCCAGAGUGAGGCCAUGGCCUUGCAGUCAAUACGAAACAUCCGCGGGAACUCCCACUGCGUGGACUGCGAGACCCAGAAUCCAAACUGGGCCAGUUUGAACUUGGGAGCCCUCAUGUGCAUCGAAUGCUCAGGGAUCCACCGGAACCUUGGCACCCACCUUUCUCGAGUCCGUUCUCUUGACCUCGACGACUGGCCCAUAGAGCUUAUCAAGGUGAUGUCAUCCAUUGGGAAUGAGCUGGCCAACAGCGUCUGGGAAGAGAGCAGCCAGGGGCGGACAAAGCCCUCACUGGACUCCACAAGGGAAGAGAAGGAGCGGUGGAUCCGGGCCAAGUACGAGCAGAAGCUCUUCCUGGCGCCGCUGCCCUGCACAGAGCUGUCCCUGGGCCAGCACCUGCUGCGGGCCACCGCCGACGAGGACCUGCGGGCCGUCAUCCUGCUGCUGGCGCACGGCUCCCGGGAGGAGGUGAACGAGACCUGCGGAGAGGGGGACGGCCGCACAGCGCUGCACCUGGCCUGCCGGAAGGGGAACGUGGUCCUGGCGCAGCUCCUGAUCUGGUACGGGGUGGACGUCAUGGCCCGGGACGCCCAUGGGAACACGGCGCUGGCGUACGCGCGGCAGGCAUCCAGCCAGGAGUGCACCGACGUCCUGCUGCAGUAUGGCUGCCCCGACGAGCGCUUCGUGCUCAUGGCCACGCCCAACCUGUCCCGGAAGAACAAUAACCGCAACAACAGCAGCGGGAGGGUGCCCACCAUCAUCUGAGGGCCGCGCGCCCACCCGCCCGCUGCACCCGGGCGCCCUCUCUCGCGGAAGUCACGGCACGUGAGUCCCGUCCGUCCCCACCCUCUUCCUGGUGGUCACCCGCCCUCCCCCCACGCGAAGUCACAAAACCUGACUGUCCUCGUGGGGCGAAGAGGAGGCCAGGAGGCUGCCCAGCAGAUUCCUUUUCAUAAACUGCCCUAACGACAAGCAGGAGCGCCCGGUGGGCCUUGGUUUGCUGACGAUAGCACACGGCGAGGGACCCCCUGCCCCCGUCCGUCCGCGGCCUGGAGACACGGAGCGCGGCGCGAGGGACGAGGACGAGAGGGGGAGGGGAGGCGAGGAGCAAGGAGAAGGGUAACUCUCCUUAACUGGCAGUUAAGCACAUCAGUACAUUUCACCUCUACCAAACGGAACACUCGAUUUCAUCUCCUCUCCGAGGAGCUUGACGGCAUAAAUCAGAAGCAAGCAGAGUUUGUCAGGUUUGAAGCCCCUAUGAUGGUAUGUGUCAAAUCAGUUGUAGCUAAUCUGUCCACGGAGAAUACCGGCUUCAUUACACUUGUAUAGUUGAGUUCUUCCAGCAUUACCGCUGUUUAAUAGAACAUGAUUAGUCAUCACCGAGAAGAAAGCAUAUUAGCCGAGGAGGUAGUUACGCAGCACGCUCUGAUGAUUGCCACGAUGUGAUUGCAAUACUUCUUAGAAGCAUCAUAUUAUCCCAGACAUGUUCUUUCGAACCCUUGGAGCCCUCCUUUCUAAAUUCACUGUCAUAAUUUAGUAUCUGUUUAAUUUUUCAGUCCAAAGAGAGGAAAUCAGUUGCUGAGUAUCAUUUGACUGGAGUCUCCUUGGUGCAAAAACAAAAUGGAAAAAAUAAAUAAGAGUAAGUCAGAAAUUCAAAAGGAAAUCACGAAUUCAAGCUAAUAACAUUUUGAGGCCAUGUAGUAAACUCAGUAAAGGCAUAAAAGGCUAUUCCCCAUCCCCCAACCUAAGAGAUAUUUUACUUCCUUUUGCCAAGGUGGAUGUCUUGGGUCUCGGUCACUGCCAGGCCACACCGGAGUGUCCCACAGGCUUCUGUGUCAUGUCUUUAGCUAAGAUUGUGAAAAUCUAUUUGAAUAAAACAAGUUCAUAAAUA